This is a messenger RNA of Trichogramma pretiosum, 1989 nucleotides long. RefSeq names its product zinc finger protein OZF-like. NCBI's taxonomy places the organism in Eukaryota, Metazoa, Arthropoda, Insecta, Hymenoptera, Trichogrammatidae. Gene Ontology annotation, molecular function: RNA polymerase II cis-regulatory region sequence-specific DNA binding; DNA-binding transcription factor activity. Bases 386 to 1708 code for a protein of 440 amino acids. Gene Ontology annotation, biological process: regulation of transcription by RNA polymerase II. Gene Ontology annotation, cellular component: nucleus. The transcript is spliced from 3 exons. The record is from RefSeq and is a predicted model, not a curated record.
GUUUGUUAUACUCGCGCGUGUGAGUGAAGAAAAAAAAAUUGUAUAGACCACGGGACGAUCAAUGUUGGAUCGCUACUCGAACGAGGAAGUGUUUAUUUACGUUGGACUAGCUCUUGUGGGUUUCAUGAAUCAUAAUUUUUAUAUGAUAUUUUUUAUACCGUAUUUAACAAAGUACAAUCACUAGAAAAUUAUUAAUUGUUUAGUACACUGGAAACCAAUGGGAUUAUUUCUUCAAUAAUAUAUAGUACAUUUAGCUCUGUUGACAUAAAUUUUCUCACACUUUCAUUUUACGAUUUGUAAAUAUUAUUACAUCUAUAAGUUACCUAGUUCGACGUGUACAUCAUUACUAAACAAUUAGUCGUUGAUCAAGUUCCGAGUGAUAAACAUGGAAUUCAGUGGUGUAUAUAACUCUGAUUUCAGAGUGAAGGAGGAACUAAAUGAUGUUUUCCCAAUUGAAAAUGAAGAUUAUAUGAUAAUUGACAAUGCACGCGAUGCUAAAACCGACGAAUUCUCGAGUUUUUGUCGAGAAAAUUUAAUUCAUGAGCUUCGAGAAUAUGAUGAAAAUUCUGGACCUAAUAACGAUUUGGAAAUAGAAUUCGAAUGUAAGGACGAGAAGCUCGGCAUUAACUUAUUAGUAGUCAAGAAAAUCGAGGAUGAAUAUCCAGAUCAUUUGCAGCAUAUGAAAAAUAGUUGCGAUUAUCAGACUCAAAAGAAAAUUAAAGAAGAAAUUGUCGACGAAGUAAAAGAAGAAUUAAAUUUGGAUGAUGAACUCAGUGAUGCAUUUGAUGCAAAUGAAAAAACAUUUGCUCAAAAAAGUCAAUGCAAAACCCGCACUGAUAAAUUACGCAAUCUUGCCAAACAUCCAUGUAAAAUAUGCGGUGAAAAAUUUACACAAAAAGAUAAUCUCAAGGUCCACAUCGAUUCAGUACAUAAUGGUGUUAAGCAUACGUGUGUUACACGUGGAAAAACAUUCACACAAAAAGGAAUGCUCAAAAUUCACAUCAAUGCAGCUCAUAAUGGUGUUAAACAUGCGUGUGGUAUAUGUGAAAAGACAUUCACACAAAAAAGAUAUCUCAAGGUCCACAUCGAUUCAGUACAUAAUGGUGUUAAGCAUACGUGUGUUACAUGUGGAAAAACAUUCACACAAAAAGGAAUUCUCAACAUUCACAUCAAUGCAGCUCAUAAUGGUGUUAAACAUGCGUGUGAUACGUGUGGAAAGACAUUCACACACAAAUAUACUCUCAAAAUCCACAUCGAUGCGAUACAUAAUGGUAUGGCACUUAAAUGCGAAGUAUGUGAAAAGACAUUCACACAAAAAGGAGAUCUCAAGAGGCAUAUCGAUGGACAUAAUGGUGUUAAACAUGCGUGUGGUACGUGUGGAAAGACAUUCACACAAAAAGGAAAGCUCAAAAUCCACAUCGAUGUGAUUCAUAAUGGUAUGACACCUAUAUGCAAAAUAUGUGGAAAGACAUUUUUAUUUAAGGAUAGUCUUAAAAGGCACAUGGAGUCAAUGCAUAAUAAGAUCACUUACCCAUGUAAUACGUGCGGCAAGACAUUUUCACGAAAGGAUAAACUGAAAAUCCACGUGGAUUCAAUCCAUAAUAAAAUAACUCACGCAUGUAAUACAUGCGGUAAAACGUUUGCGCUAAAAAGUACUCUCAAGAAACAUGUCGAAGCAUCGCAUGAUAAUAAUGGGUUAUCUGAAUAAACACGUCAAAGUUGUGCAUGAGAUCAAUGCAGAAAAAAAAUGUCCGCAAAAUAUUUUAAAACGACAACUAACAAUGCACCACGAGAAAACAUUGAGACAAGGCUCAAAACUGUCAUUAAUACAGAGCUUCAUUCACGCAUUAUGAUAAACAAAAUGUAUGUAAUGUUUAUUCAAUUUUGUAAAAAAACAAUUAUCAUCAUAUUUUAGAUUACUUCGAUGUUUUUCAAUUUCACUACUUCAAAAAAAGUUGAAGUUUUAAGAAAACCAAUAAACUUCUUAUU